Molecule: messenger RNA, 1708 nt
Organism: Papaver somniferum (opium poppy)
Lineage: Eukaryota; Viridiplantae; Streptophyta; Magnoliopsida; Ranunculales; Papaveraceae
Product: purple acid phosphatase 18-like
Exons: 5
Coding region: 75-1379 (434 amino acids)
Molecular function (GO): acid phosphatase activity; metal ion binding
Source: RefSeq, a predicted model, not a curated record
CUAUAAAAUAUCCACCAAUACACGAAUUCUUAUCAGAUGGUCGGUCAUUUGAUUGCAGAAAGGAAAAAAAAAAUAUGGAGCUAAAGUACAGUUUGUUGAUGAUGUUUUUGAUUGUCUCUGUAAUUUUAAUAAGUGUACUAGGAGCUGAUGAAUAUGUUCGACCAAAGCCUCGUAAAAAUCUUGAAUUCAAAUGGAGAAUCAGGGAUUCUUCUCAUCCUCAUCAGGUUCACAUUUCUUUGGCCGGAGAUAAGCACAUGCGCAUCUCAUGGGUGACAGAAGAUCAAUCUUCUCCUUCACUAGUAGAAUAUGGAACAUCACCUGGAGUGUACAAAUCAUCAUCUCAAGGAGAAAGCACUUCUUACUCUUACUUGUUCUACAAAUCUGGAAAGAUUCACCACACUGUCAUAGGACCUCUGGAACCUGGCCAAAGUUAUUUCUACAGAUGUGGUGGACAAGGUCCUGAGUUCGAACUCAAGACCCCUCCAUCUAAGUUUCCAAUUACUUUCGCCGUGGCUGGUGAUAUGGGUCAGACGGGUUGGACUGCUUCAACUCUUGACCACAUAGGGCAAUGCAAAUAUGAUAUGCAUUUGCUCCCUGGAGACCUCUCUUAUGCUGAUUACAUGCAGCAUCAGUGGGAUACAUUUGGUGAGUUGGUCGAGCCUCUUGCAAGUACAAGGCCGUGGAUGGUUACUGAAGGAAAUCAUGAAGUGGAAAGAAUACCAUUCGUGAAAGAUGGGUUUGCAUCUUAUAAUGCUAGGUGGAAGAUGCCUUUUGAAGAAAGUGGGUCGAAUUCAAAUCUUUAUUACUCUUUUGAAGUUGCAGGAGUCCAUGUGCUCAUGCUUGGCUCUUAUACAGAUCAUGAUGAGUACUCAGAUCAAUACCGCUGGUUGAAGGAAGACCUUUCAAAAGUGGAUAGGCAAAGGACACCUUGGUUACUAGCUUUGUUCCACGUACCCUGGUAUAACAGUAAUAAAGCACAUCAACACGAAGGAGAUAAUAUGAUGGCUUCUAUGGAGCCAUUGCUGUAUGCCGCCGGAGUGGAUAUCAUGCUUGCUGGCCAUGUACAUGCUUACGAACGCACGAAACGUGUUAGUGGCGGCAAAUCAGAUCCCUGUGGAUCUGUCCACAUAACUAUUGGUGAUGGAGGAAACAGGGAGGGCUUAGCUCACAGAUAUAUAAACCCAAGCCCGGAGUGGUCAGUGUUUCGCGAAGCAAGCUUUGGCCAUGGAGAGCUCAAGAUUGUCAAUUCGACUCAUGCAUUUUGGACAUGGCAUAGAAAUGACGAUGAUGAGCCAGUAAGGUCAGAUCAGGUGUGGAUUACAUCAUUGGCCAGUUCCAAUUGUCUUGCUAACAAUAGACGAAUGCACCUUAAUCUGUAAUUGGAAUGCUAUAACUGGUCACAGCUAACUCUGUUUUUGUUUUCCUUCAUUCAUCAGUUUCAUGAGUGAUGAUCUUAAUAUUAUUUGCCCUUGCCGUGUCAAAAAAAAAAGAAAAGAAAAACAAUAGAGGAAUCAAGGAGGAUUCUAAUGUCCCCCUGAAGGUGUGAAUCAUUCUGUCUGUACUUAUAUAGAUAUAUUAUAAAUUUAUAGUGGAACAACAUAUAGUGAUUCUGUGUUUAUUCCAUAUAGUUAUUAUCUAGAUCCUUGAAGUUGAUGUAAUUCCUUGGUUUACUGAAAGCUAUCAUAAUAAAAGCUGGUCAGUUUUGCGC